GAUAUUGGUUUAACACUUCAUUCGCGUUAAUGUGCAAACUAUUUUUUAUUACUUUUUUAAAUUCAUCACGAAUAUCAAGUUUCAUAAGAAUUCAAUAUGCCACCACAGGAAGUAACAAGCGAUGUAGUUCCAUUAAUUCAAAGAUCUAGUUUAGAUGAAGUUAUAAAUGCAGGAGAAGAUAUUGACGAUUCUAAUGUUACUCAUGGUCUAGUUCAUGGUUUUGUAGAAUUCGAUGAUAAAUUAAUUGAAGCUGAAGUUGAUACUGGCGAGAUACAACCAAAAUUUUCCUGGAAGAAACUUUGGAAAUAUACAGGACCUGGAUUCCUAAUGUCCAUAGCGUACUUGGACCCAGGAAAUCUGGAAGCAGAUUUGCAAAGUGGAGCAGCAGCUGGUUAUUCAUUGUUAUGGCUUUUAUUAUACGCCCAUAUUGCUGGUUUAUUAAUCCAGAUACUUUCCGCCCGCUGUGGAGUUGUGACUGGAAAACAUCUUGCGCAACUUAUUAAGAUUUAUUAUUCAAGACCAGUAUCUAUAGUACUUUGGUUAUUUACAGAGAUUGCAAUUAUAGGUUCAGAUAUUCAAGAAAUUGUUGGUACUGCUAUUGCUAUUAAAAUUCUUUUUGGUUUACCAUUAUGGGUUGGGACAUUGUUAACUGCUAUGGAUACUUUUACUUUCAUGUUGUUACAAAAUUAUGGUGUAAGAAAAUUAGAGGCAUUUUUUAUGGCAUUGAUUGCAUUAAUGGCUGUUUGUUUUUGGAUUGAAAUGUUUCAAAGUGAACCAAAUGUAGGAGGAAUAGUUAAAGGAAUGUUGAUUCCCACCGUUCCAUCUAGUGCUGUUGUACAAGCUGUAGCGAUGAUUGGAGCCGUUAUUAUGCCGCAUAAUUUAUAUCUCCAUUCAGCAUUAGUUAUGACACGUAAAACAGAUCAUAGUUCCAAAGCAAAGCUCAAAGAAGCUAACUUCUACUUUUCUAUCGAGAGUACAAUGGCAUUAUUUUGUUCAUAUCUCAUCAAUAUGGCGAUUGUAGUUGUUUUUGCACAAGUGUUUUACAUUCCUAGUAAAUCAAAAGCAUUAAAAACUUUACCGGGAUUGUAUGAUGCUGCAGAUGUUUUAACAAAGACUUUAGGCAGAGGUGCAAGAUAUCUUUGGGCACUUGGGCUUUUAAGUGCUGGUCAAAGUUCUACAAUGACUGGCACUUUAGCUGGUCAAUAUGUUAUGGAAGGAUAUUUUGGAAAGAUUUUUUCCAAAUCAUGGCAUCGUGUAGCUAUCACACGUGGUGUUGCAUUGGUACCUUCUAUGUUGGUGGCAUUAUUUGCAGUUGAUCAUUUUGAUACAAUGGGAGAACUUUUAAAUGUUCUUCAAAGCCUUUGUCUUCCCUGUGCGUUAAUUCCAAUCCUUAAGCUUACCAGCUCAAAGGAAGUAAUGGGAAAUACAUUUCGAUCAUAUAAUCUUUGGAAAUAUGUUACAUGGAGUUUAGCUUUUACUAUUAUUUUCUUUAAUCUUUUUUUAUUUAUAAUAUACCUAGAAGAAUUACCCAAUAUAUACGUUGGUUAUAUUUGUGGUAUCAUUUAUUUUGCUUUUGUCUUAUAUAUUGUGAUUUUACCACUUGAUGGAAAACAAGAAGUCUUAGAUAUUGAUGAAAUGGAUGGAUAUAAAGUAAUGACAAAUCAUUCGGGAUAAAAAUUCUUCGAUAAAUAAUAAUCUUUCAAUCUGUAUUCCUGUACUUUAUUUUAUUUUUAUUUUUAUUUUUACUUUUUU
Molecule: messenger RNA, 1752 nt
Organism: Rhizophagus irregularis DAOM 181602=DAOM 197198
Lineage: Eukaryota; Fungi; Glomeromycota; Glomeromycetes; Glomerales; Glomeraceae
Biological process (GO): metal ion transport
Cellular component (GO): membrane
Molecular function (GO): manganese ion transmembrane transporter activity; cadmium ion transmembrane transporter activity
Source: RefSeq, a predicted model, not a curated record